Molecule: messenger RNA, 567 nt
Organism: Aaosphaeria arxii CBS 175.79
Lineage: Eukaryota; Fungi; Ascomycota; Dothideomycetes; Pleosporales
Exons: 2
Source: RefSeq, a predicted model, not a curated record
UCAGCCCACGGCAUUUUCGUUCCUCAGGCAGAUAUCUCAACAUAUGGACUCGUAAAGCUAGUAGAGAUCAUUGAAAGAUAUCAGAUCAAAGCCACUGCCCAAAUUUAUGGGUUGGCCGAAUUUUGCUGGAUCGUUCAGACUUUGGAGCCCGCCAAGCUGUCAACAAAGCAGAUAACCCAUCUUCUACAGGUAGCAAAAGUGCUUAGCGUUGCAAAACUCCGGCAGUUUCUACGUGACAUAUUUUUGCAUUAUCGCAUUGAUACUGGAUAUUUCUUCCAGGAAGAAGAAAAAGAAGAAGAAGAAGGACUUCAUCUGUUACUAGCGGCUAGCUACCAACAUGAUUCCAACGCUGAAUAUGCACAGAACAUGUUUGCUAUUGGCAUCUGGAUACUGGAAGAGUACCCAAGUUUACAUAUCAUCCGCAAAAAGCUGAACAGUGUCCCGUGCAGACAUUACGAUGCUGGGAUCGACAGAGGUAUUUGGGAUGCUCUUGGAAUUAUCGCCCAGGCAGAAGAAGACUUUUCUACGUCGAUAGAGUGGGCUACUGGCAACAGUGAAAAGGAUUAG